CUGGUAAAGCCCCGCGUUCGCCUGACAGCAGCAGCACAGCGUGGGUGUCUGCUGUCACCCAAGGGCCCCGUGUCAAGAGCAGAGGGAAGAAGAAGCGCCGUAGAGGAGGAAACCGACGAAAGCAGACAUGGACCUGCGGUCGGAGCUGCUCAAGUCCAUCUGGUACGGCUUCACCGCCCUGGACGUGGAGAAGAGCGGCAAAGUGUCCAAGUCUCAGCUGAAGGUAUUAUCUCACAACCUGUGCACAGUCCUGUCCAUCCCACAUGACCCAGUCGCUCUGGAGGAGCACUUCAGGGACGAUGACGACGGCCCAGUGUCCAGUCAGGGUUAUAUGCCUUAUCUCAACAAAUACAUCCUGGAUAAGGUUGUUGAAGGUUCGUUCACUAAAGAAAAUGUAGACGAGCUUUGCUGGACUCUUACCGCGAAGAAGAACUACCAGCCGGACAGGCUCAGCACCACUGUUCUGCCGGAGAAGGAUGCUUUCCGCCUUUGGUGCCUUUUUAAUUUUCUGUCUGAGGACAAAUAUCCUUUGGUGAUGGUACCUGACGAGGUGGAAUACCUGAUAAAGAAAAUUUGCAUGGCCAUGAGCAUGGAGUGUGUGGAUCUGGAGGACUUCUUCGCCCAAGACUCGGUGCAACAAAGUGGCAUUACUGUUUGGGUUUUUCUGGAGAUGAUGAACUCGGGGAGGAUAACCAGAGGAAUGGAUAAGAGCAUAGCCACCAUGGCGAUAGAGGAAGUGUACAGGGAGAUCGUUGGCGAUGUGCUCAAAGAGGGGUAUCUGUGGAAGAAAGGCCAGCUGAGGAGGAACUGGAAGGAGCGCUGGUUCACUCUGAGGCCGAGCAACUUGUCCUACUACACCGGGGAGGACCGCAAGGACUGCCAGGGAAACAUAGCUCUGGAUGGGAACUGCUGCGUGGAGGUGCUGCCAGACCGAGACGGGAAAAGGUGCAUGUUUUGUCUAAAAACCCUUUCCAAGACAUAUGAGAUGAGUGCCUCAGACACCAAACAGAGACAGGAGUGGACCACAGCCAUUCAAACAGCCAUCAGGCUGCACGUGGAGGGGAAAACAUCUCUUCACAAAGACCUGAAGCUGAAGCGACGAGAGCAGCGCGAGCAGCGGGAGAAGAGGCGACAGGCCAAAGAGGAGGAGCUUCAGAGGCUGCGGGCGCUGCAGGAGGAGCGCGAGCGCAAGCUGGCGGAGCUGGAGCUCCUGAAGGAGGCGCAGAAGCAGGCGCAGGUGCUCCUGGAGCAGGACGAGCAGAGGAGGCGCCAGCAGCACGAGCAGCUCCAGCGGACGCUGGAGAUCCAGCUCCGAGAGGCCGAGGAGGCCCGGGUCAGCAUGCAAGCAGAAAUGGCCCUGAAGGAGGAGGAGGCAGAGAGGCAGCGGAAGCGGAUCCAGGAGCUGGAGGAGAUGCAGAAGCGCCUGGAGGAGGCGCUGCAGCUGGAGAUCAAAGCCCGGCUGGACGAGGAGGCCUUCCGCUACGCUCAAGCAGGGUUAUUGGCUGAGGAGGAGGAGAAAAUGAAGGCUCUGAUGGCCCUGCAGGAGGAACAGGAGGAGUACAUCCUGAAGACCCAACGAGAGAAACAGGAGCUCAAACAGGAAAUGGAGGCCAAGUCCCGGGACCUGGAGGAGGCGCAGAGGCAGCUGGAGGAGGUGCGCGCUAACCGGCACCGGGUGGACCAGGAUGUCGUGGCUGCACAGAGGAAACUUCGCCAAGCAAGCACCAACGUCAAACACUGGAACGUCCAGAUGAACAGACUGAUGCGACCGAUCGGACCCGGUGAGAAGAGACCGUCGCUGGGAAGCGGCUUCGGAUCAUUCCAGAUUCCGAUGCAGAGAGAUCCUGGACUGCAUCUGAGGAGGAGGUCCGGGUCGGAGCAUCAGGACGAGGAGAGCAAGGAAAACGUGGACAACCGAGCUGGGUGCGACUUGGAGAAGCGCCGCUCCCAAGCCUCCAACGGCGACAUGGACAUCCCCUAGAGAUGCCAAUCAGAGAAACUGCUCAGCUCAAAAGACGACUGCCCACUGUUCGAGUACACAUUAAGCUCAAUUCACAGAACUAAAUCCUAACUUAUUGACCUCGUUUUGCAGAAUGCAACUGCAAUUUAAUGAGAAGUGUUCACUGCUCAUCUAAUGCAUCCUGUGAGAUCUGCUCUGGAAAUAAAUGUUGAAAAUGAACUGGGAGCCAUGUGCUGAAACUACAAGCUUGGUUGUGAUGAGUUUGUGGUGCUGCCUACACACCUGAAAGAACCACUUUUGUUUAGCUUUGUAAUAUAUGGAGAUAAUUUUUGAAUUCUAUACAUGUAUGUUGGAGGAGUGGCUUGACUUGACUUAUUGAUGUGAAACGCUGGUUCAGUAUUAGAGUUUACCGCAAUUUCAUUCUAAUUGUAACACUCCUGAUAAACAGGAAAGAGAGAAAGAGAGCGAGACAGAGAGGGAGAGAGAGAGGCGGCAUCAUUCAACUUCCUGUUUCCACUGUCAUGUAACUUUGUUGUAAAUAAAAGCCUGGAUUAAUACAAUAAACUGAUUUCUGCCUUUG
This is a messenger RNA of Betta splendens (Siamese fighting fish), 2540 nucleotides long. RefSeq names its product differentially expressed in FDCP 6 homolog. The record is from RefSeq and is a predicted model, not a curated record. The transcript is spliced from 11 exons. The coding region runs from base 128 to 1981 and encodes 617 amino acids. Lineage: Eukaryota; Metazoa; Chordata; Actinopteri; Anabantiformes; Osphronemidae. Gene Ontology annotation, cellular component: nucleus; cytoplasm.